Messenger RNA from Aspergillus pseudonomiae, 1536 nucleotides. RefSeq lists its product as uncharacterized. Bases 1 to 1536 code for a protein of 511 amino acids. The record is from RefSeq and is a predicted model, not a curated record. The transcript has 3 exons. Lineage: Eukaryota; Fungi; Ascomycota; Eurotiomycetes; Eurotiales; Aspergillaceae.
AUGUUGCCAUCUACAACAUACACCCGUCAUCUACUCCGUGGCGAGAUUACAUAUUCUGCUGCAAAAGAACUAGAAACCAAUGUGUUGACAUCGUUGGGCUAUUUGGACCAACAGAAUAAGUAUUUCGAGGAUUUGCUCCAGAAGAGCCAUGUUAUUGAAGCUGUGGUUGCACAUCAUCUCAACUUGGUUCCAACAAGCUGUCACGUUGCUGAUCCAAAUGAAUGGCUCUCUGGGACCUUCAAUGUUUGCAUCCCAAUCUAUGUUGGUAACAGCAAACAGGGUCCCAGUUUUCUACUUCGGUUUCCGAUGCCACACAGGGUGGGAGAGAAUGUGAACUUAGGGAACGCUGAUGAGAAAAUCCUCUGUGAAGUUGGUACCUAUACCUGGCUUCAGCACAACUGCCCAGAAGUCCCGAUCCCACAACUACAUGGAUACGGGUUAUCAACAGGCCAAAAGUUUACUGCUCUCAAAAACCUGCCUUUCUUGGCUCGUACCAUCGAAUUCUUCCGCUGCCACUUUUUAAGACUUCUUGGGUACCCAGUACCAUCCAAGUAUGUUGUUCACAACAGCAAGUUGAGCGAGCCAUUAGGAGUCGGGUAUCUCCUUAUUGAAUACAUCGAUGCGUCACGGGGCAAAAUGCUGUCUGAGUCAUGGGACCAAGGACGGCACAAUGCUCGAUUACGAAGAAACUUUUUCCGAAACUUGUCCAACAUCACGCUGGCUGUUACACGUACUCCUUUACCCAAAAUCGGUUCUUUCAUUGUGGACGAGAAAGGGUAUCUAAGACUAAGUAACAGGCCGCUUACCCUUGAAAUUCAGGAUCUUGAAAAUGAGCAUGUUCCUGUGGAUAUCCCGCGCGACUUUACGUAUUCCUCUGUAGACGCCUAUAUCAAUGACAUCCUCGCAUUCCAUGAAAGCCGCCUCCGUCAUCAACUUAAUGCGGUUAAUGAUGUUCAAGACGGUUUAUUCCAGAUGGCUGCUUUAACAGUGAUGAGAGCUGUUCGACACAUAUUCUUCCGCCCUGAUCUUCGCCGAGGCCCUUUUUUCAUGAGCUUUACGGAUCUCCAUCAAAGCAACAUCUUUGUCGAUGAUAACUGGAAUAUUACGUGCCUAGUUGACCUGGAAUGGGCCUGUUCUCGUCCAGCAGAAAUGAUUCAUCCGCCGUAUUGGCUGAGUAACCAAUCUGUUGAUGGGAUUGACCUUGGCGAAUACGAGAACCUUCAUGAGGAAUUCAUGCAGGCUUUCGCAGAGCAGAUACCAAGGUAUCCUCAAGGGUGGGAUAAAGGCACAUUCUGGUACGCCCUUGCACUUGAUAGUCCGACUGGACUUUUUCAAAUCUUUUACGACCACAUGCAACCACGGUUCUCAAAAGAUCAUAUAAACGAUGCAGCAUUUUUCCGUAUCACUAUGGAUUACUGGACAGUCAAUGCAGCCAAAUUCAUCCAGCAAAAAGUCAAAGACAAAGAAAAAUACGAUCGGCUAUUGCUCGAAGCUUUUACACAGCCUUCCAUGGACCAGAUGCCUGUGCACCCAUAA